Messenger RNA from Lathyrus oleraceus (garden pea), 1191 nucleotides. RefSeq lists its product as uncharacterized. Bases 227 to 787 code for a protein of 186 amino acids. The record is from RefSeq and is a predicted model, not a curated record. The transcript is spliced from 2 exons. Lineage: Eukaryota; Viridiplantae; Streptophyta; Magnoliopsida; Fabales; Fabaceae.
GUUUGUUACUGAAAUUUUUAGUUGACUAUAAAUAAGCAUUUGAAAAACUGGGUUAAGAAACCAACCUAAUCAAACCCUAAUUUCAAUUUGAAUAUGUUACUAAUUGAGUAAAAAUCGAAACAUGGAAUGACAAUUCUCUUCUCUGUGAUUAUAGUUUUCCCAAAUUCUUUGUUUUUCAAUUCUUGAAACUUCAAUUUCUAUUUCACUCCAACAAUUAGAAUCGCCAAUGGUGGAUCAUCGCGAAUCACCAAUGGUGGUUAUCUCCGAUAGCAAAGAUGAUUAUUCUGUAUUUCCCCCAAUCAAUCACGAGAAUCUCAAUCUGUUAACAAACCACCAAAUGUCAUUUUCACUAUCACAAUCACAAUCGCAAUCGCAAUCGCAAUCACCCCCUUCUUCUUCAUCUUCUGAUUGUCACAUGUCGGGUGAAUAUUCUUCUCUCCCGCCACCGCUCGAUUCUAGCCUCCGGAAAGGUGGCGACUUUAUCGGGUGGAUGAGCAUUGGCUUCCAGAUCUUGCGUUCUAAGUUCUUUUCCGCGGUUUCAUCUUUCCGGAACCCUGGAGGGGCAAUUCGGUCAUAUGGGUUACCAGCUGCCAUCGUCGUGAUUAUCAUCGUGAUGUUGAUGAAGAGGAAGGAGAGUAGGAGGAACCUCACACCCAAUGAGUCUCGUCUUCUGCAAAUCAUUAUGGAGAAAGACGGGAAAAUUGCCCAACUUUUGCACCAGAUUGCACAAAUGAAUGAAAUACUGAUAGAUAGUCACAAAGCUUUGGCUGGAAAAGUGGUUAAAUGAUUGGCUUAGGUUUGUGAACAUGGUAGCUAUUGUAAAGCACAUUCCUGAAGAGCUUUUCCGUCUGCUGAUACUGUCUUUCUUCGUUACGCUUUGAACUUACAUUUGUACUUUGCAAACUUGAGGUUUUUAUCAUUAAUAUGGAAAAACUAACUGUCCUCAAGCUAGCAUGAUUUGUGAAUGAUCGAUCCGCUCAGUGGAAAACCAUGGAAUAUAGGCAGGGAAGCUACUUGAGCACACUCUAAGUCUAACUAUACUAGUUUAGCACAUGUUUCAUUUGUACAAACUCUUGAUAUCAAAUUGAUGACUCCAGCAUUAUUGUUUAGCUUUAGGAAAGUCUUUAACUUUGUUUUCUUGGACAAAAGUCUUAAAUUAUUGCUGUUAGAAAGAGGCUCAAUUUUGUUUUA